Molecule: messenger RNA, 3510 nt
Organism: Bombina bombina (fire-bellied toad)
Lineage: Eukaryota; Metazoa; Chordata; Amphibia; Anura; Bombinatoridae
Gene: LRRC4
Product: leucine rich repeat containing 4
Exons: 1
Coding region: 1102-3027 (641 amino acids)
Biological process (GO): postsynaptic density protein 95 clustering; synaptic membrane adhesion; excitatory synapse assembly
Cellular component (GO): postsynaptic density membrane; plasma membrane; glutamatergic synapse
Molecular function (GO): protein binding
Source: RefSeq, a predicted model, not a curated record
CGCCGCGGGGAUGAGCUCUCUGCCCGGCUAGUGACACCCUGCACCGGGUCUGCGAGCUGCCAGCACCCGAGCACUGACUUUGCCCACAGGAACAGCUGCAGCACCACGGACAGCUACCGCGAGAGAGGAGGCAGACACAGCGGGCACCUAACCGGGAGGGAGAGGGCACAGAGCAGGGAGAGGGCACAGAGCAGGGAGAGGGGGCACAGCCGACAGGUUCCGCCAGAGAGGCGCACCAGGCACCGCAGAAUGAGGGUGAAGAGCACAGACCGCAGGACAGUGUAGUGAGCAGCGCAUCAGCACAGGGAGAGAAGCGAGUGCAGAGACAGCGUCUAGCGAGGGGACCCAGGGGCUCUAGCGAGGGAAACGCACAGGAUUUAGGGAGAGCUGGGUUAGAGCCCCCGAUGCCCGCACCGUGCUGCCUCCUCUCUCUGCACAAACCACGGUCCCCGGACCUCCGGGGCUCACAUGGAAUAUAAUAAUAAUCUUGCAUAGAACCUGAGGAUUUGGGAUCUACUGUUGGGAUCCAGUUGCUAUAGACAUGGAUCAAUCCAAGCCCUCUGCCAUAGGCAGCGGUGGAAUCCAAGGACGAAUAUUUCAAGUGCAGGAGCCUGGAGUCCCGGGGGACCUACACAAUGGUGCACCUGCAUAGCCGAGCGGGCCUGCUCUUAAUGUGGCUUUUCUUCAGCUUUUGGGAUUACUAAAGGAGCCAUCUUGUGUUACAACACCCCCUUCCAGCCCUGUGUCUCCCUCUGUUUUUUUCUGGCAUUAUCAAGCUAAGGAAUCUAUGGAUGGACUGCUCCCCAAGGGUUUUUUUGGAGUGAGGGGAGGGCACCGGUUGAAGGAAUCUGAUCAGCCUUUUGCCCAGGUACACUUAAUAGAGAUUUUGUUAUAUUUGCUUGUUCAGUGCAUUGGCAGUUCUAUGGAUAUAUAAUUUGUCAUUAAUCUAUUUCAUGAAGAAUUAAAGAGAGAUCAACCCUACAAAUCCCAGUAGUGUUUAGAUGGAAAAGGGAAUUUGCAGCCUCCUGAAGCCUGGGUAGGGCAAAGUUCUCACUUCCAUGCCAAAUACCAGACAAUGGUGAAUUAUGAACGUGCCACAUCAUGAAUCUCUUGUGGCUGGUAACUGUGCACCAUACCUGGAAGGCCAUCCUGUUCUCUGCUAUCUACCUCAUGGUGCAAGCUUGGAUCUCAUGUGCAGCAUUCUCGGGGCCUCAGAACUGCCCUUCUGUCUGUUCCUGCAGUAAUCAGUUCAGUAAAGUGGUCUGCACACGCAGAGGCCUCUCUGAAGUCCCCCGAGGUAUCCCAUCCAACACUCGGUACCUCAACCUUAUGGAGAACAACAUUCAAAUGAUCCAGGCUGACACUUUCCGACACCUUCAUCACUUGGAAGUUUUACAACUUGGCAGAAACUCUAUCCGUCAAAUAGAGGUUGGAGCUUUUAAUGGUUUGGCCAGCCUAAACACACUGGAGUUGUUUGACAACUGGUUGACAGUAAUCCCCAGUGGGGCAUUUGAGUAUCUUUCCAAAUUGAGAGAGUUGUGGCUCAGGAACAAUCCUAUUGAGAGCAUCCCAUCCUAUGCCUUUAAUCGGGUCCCAUCCUUGAUGCGGUUGGACCUGGGAGAGCUCAAAAAGUUGGAAUAUAUUUCUGAGGGGGCAUUUGAGGGAUUAUACAAUCUGAAAUACCUUAACCUUGGGAUGUGUAAUAUUAGAGACAUGCCAAACUUCACACCAUUAAUAGGGCUAGAGGAACUGGAAAUAUCUGGAAACAGCUUCCCUGACAUCAAACCAGCAUCCUUCCAUGGGCUGAGGUCACUAAAAAAGCUGUGGAUAAUGAACUCCCAGAUUAACAACAUAGAACGCAAUGCUUUUGAUGAUCUGACAUCCUUGGUAGAGUUGAACUUGGCACACAAUAAUUUGACCUCCCUCCCCUAUGAUCUUUUUACUCCCUUAAGAUACUUAGUUGAGUUGCACUUGCAUCACAACCCAUGGGACUGUGAUUGUGAUGUUCUAUGGCUAUCGUGGUGGCUGCGAGAGUACAUCCCCACCAAUUCGACAUGCUGUGGUCGCUGUCACUCCCCACCGCACAUGAGGGGAAAGUAUGUGGUAGAAGUGGACCAAUCAUUGUUCCAGUGCUCAGCUCCUUUUAUUAUGGAUGCUCCUAGGGAUUUAAAUAUUUCAGAGGACAGAGUUGCAGAAUUUAAGUGUAGAACUUCACCAAUGUCUUCUGUUAGGUGGCUGCUGCCUAAUGGGACUGUGUUGAGUCACGCUUCCAACCACCCCCGGAUUACCAUCCUUAAUGAUGGUACAUUAAACUUCUCUCAUGUCCUAUUGACCGACACAGGGGUCUACACAUGCAUGGUAACCAACAUGGCGGGGAACUCAAAUGCUUCGGCCUAUCUUAACGUCAGCACGGCAGAACUCAACACGUCCAAUUACAGUUUCUUCACCACUGUCACCGUGGAGACUACAGAGAUGGCUCCAGAAGUCAUCUCCAUGAUAUUCAAGCCAGUGCCAACAACUUCCACAGGUUACCAGCCAGCAUACACCACCACCACAACCGUGCUCAUCCAGACUACCAAAAUGCCCAAGCAGGUGGCUGUGCCAACAUCAGAUGCAGGAGACAAAAUGCAAACUAGCCUGGAUGAGGUGAUGAAAACCACAAAGAUCAUUAUUGGCUGUUUUGUGGCAGUUACAUUGUUGGCAGCUGCCAUGCUUAUUGUGUUUUACAAGCUACGCAAACGGCACCAGCAGCGGAGUACCGUGGCUGCCGCACGAACUGUCGAGAUAAUCCAAGUGGAUGAGGACAUUCCCAGUGGGAGUCCCACGGGAGUAUCAGGUGAGGGGGCGGUUGUGCUGCCCACCAUUCACGACCAUAUGAACUAUAACACCUACAAGCCAGCACACCAUGGGGCCCAUUGGACGGCUAACAGUAUUGCUAAUUCUCUACACUCCACAAUUACCACCAUCUCUGAACCUUAUAUAAUUCAGACCCACACAAAAGAGAAGGUACAGGAAACUCAAAUAUGACUUUUUUUCAAUUUAAAAUGCAAUAGAAUGCACAACAAAAAGACAGCAACUUUUGUACAGAAAGAGAGAGAGAGACUUUUUUUGUUUUCUUGUAAAUGCUUAUAUAUUAAAUCUAUGGGCUGAUGACAGAAACAGAUUAUAUUAAAAUUUAAAACUAUUUUCUAACUUGUAAGUUCUAUUUAAGAUAUGAUGGUAUUAUGACUUUAGGGAGAAACACUUAUGAAUUGCUGUUUAUGUGCCAUAAUGAUUAAAACCCAAGGCUUAGCCCGUUUUAUUCAGAAACUACAAAUCAUUUAGUGCAAUCUGAGGCUGCUUGUGCAGAGCAGACAUCACAAUUUCUAAGGAAAAUUCUUUUGUUAAGAGUCCCAGAUCAAUUCCUUGCAGGUUUAUCUUAUAAAAAAAGGAAAAAGCACCACAAAUUUGUACUGUGCCAAAUGUUUAAAAAAAAAAUUUAAAUGCAAUAAAGGUUCUUUUUUUUUAAUA